UUUACGCUCGUGUACGCGAACGAAAUGUUUCACGAGCAAAUGGAAUUUGCUGUCAAAAUGACGGGUAGGUUGACCUGUCACGUUGUUGGUUAUUACUUCUGGUCGAAUCGCGGAUCUUCGUCGUCGCGGUGGGUGCAACUUCAGCGCGGAAACUCGUUAGCAGGAAGCACGCGAGACUGCUUACACGUUCCGAAUGCAAAUUCACCGGCGACAAGAAAUUUUCUCCAAUUUAAACCUCCUCGCAAUCUAAGAAACCUUCGGAACGAAUCAUCACGGUCCAGUGAACUCGCAGCUGCGUUCCUGAAAGAAGGAUACAAAAUGAUAAAUUAUAGGACAAUGCUUGGUCGCCGUUUGCGCGCUGAUACGGAUAAACCACGACCUCCCGCACAAUUGUUUCAGGAAGAACGGAAACCUUGCACGAUUGUUGUAAUUCAAAAUAAUUAUUUCAAGAGACGUUGUAGCCUGUGGCAAUAUUUGCUAGCAAGACGGCGGCAAUACGCUUAUCACGAUUGAAAGUAACAAAGAGAAACAUCAACGGUGAU
This is a messenger RNA of Osmia lignaria (orchard mason bee), 542 nucleotides long. Lineage: Eukaryota; Metazoa; Arthropoda; Insecta; Hymenoptera; Megachilidae. The record is from RefSeq and is a predicted model, not a curated record.